Achroia grisella is the source of this 3221-nucleotide messenger RNA. RefSeq lists its product as uncharacterized. Lineage: Eukaryota; Metazoa; Arthropoda; Insecta; Lepidoptera; Pyralidae. The coding region runs from base 346 to 2835 and encodes 829 amino acids. The record is from RefSeq and is a predicted model, not a curated record. Gene Ontology annotation, molecular function: DNA binding; protein binding. The transcript has 16 exons.
GCUAUGCUAAACGGAUGUUGUUUAUGAUCGACAUUUUCCUUCGAAAUGGAAAUAGAACUAAACUGAAAUUAUCCAUAUAUUUUAUUAAAUACUAACGAGACUGAGUGUAUAUUUUAUGUAAUGUACAUGCAGUGUCCAAAGGCGUAUUUGCAAAGUUCAUGGAAUUGUACAGUCUAUAAUAAAAGGAGUAAAGUUUUUUUCACCAAUAUAUAGCGGGAAACCUACGCUGUGACGCGCAAAACGCAGUUUAUUUUGUUGAGAGGAUAGCUACAAUUUCAUAACCGUCUUGUUAUGUGUUCAUUUAAAUUGACAGUGCAAUUGUGACAUAUUUUGUAAAAUUUGACAAUGUCCGACGAAAUGGCGAUUGGUGAUAAUGCUUCAAAUGAAGAUGCAAAGGUAAAUGGUGAUGAAACGGUACCAGAGAGUGGCGAGGACGCCGAGACAGCUCCUACGGAUCCACCCACUGGACCUGAAGUAUUGAAAACGGAAGUUUCUGCAGAAGAUGCACCAAAUUCAGAAGAGAAUAUUGGAGAGGAGACUGCAGAAGUUAAAACAGAACCUGACAUAGAACCAGAAAAGGGACCUGUUGCAGAAGAUGAACUUGACUCAGUGAAGAAAGAUGAUGAGGUUGAUAACAGAGGAGUCAAACGUAGAGCUUCCACUGCUUUUAGCGAUGCUGGUGAUGAAGAGUUCAAAGGUUUUGAUAGUGCUGAUGAUAAAGAUGUGUCAGUGGACUAUAGUCGCAUUGUCGAACGUCUGGAAGCAGAGGUAUCAGCAGCCACAAAGGAUUUCACCCCACUGCGGAGUGUGAUGGCCACACCGCCUGCACUGAUCAAGGCCAUGAAACGAGCUAGGCAGGACACUGAUGGAUCAAGACCUUCAUCAGCCUUAUCAUCAAGGUCCGACGGCGAUGGAGUCAUCUCGACUGAUGCAACGAGCGCAUGGUCGCCGUCGAUGCGCGGGAGGAGGGCCACCACUGAGAUGUCUUCGCCGCUGCUGCGCGUGCCGCUCGAGCGCGGCUGGCGGCGAGAGCUAGUCUACCGCGCCGCACUCGACGCGCACUCGCGCCGCAACGCAGACAUCUACUACUACACGCCGCACGGGAAGAAACUGCGCUCCACACGCGAGGUGGCUGAGAAUCUCGCCGGGACUGGACUGACGUUGGAAAACUUCUCAUUUUUCAAAGAGCCGUUAGGAGUCGAUGAUCCUGAGAAAGAGAUCAUACGCGACGCAAAAUUCAUACGUCGCGUAGAAUCUCCAGUAGCAUCGGCCCCGCCGCCCCCCGCGGAGGGCAAGCGGACCCCCAAGCCCAAGCCGCCCAAGGGGGCCAGCCCCGAGCCGGCCGUCAAGUCGCCGCCCAUCAAGCUUAAGGUGAAAUCGUUGGGGUCACGAUUGAACAGCGGGCCCACAGCUACGACUCCAACAACGACUCCUAAGCAACAGAAGAAAUUGCAGCCAGCUCCCAGCGCGGAUAACAACAACACUGCCGCGUGGAAGAAGCCCAGCGAGGAUAAGCGUCGUGGUCGCAUCGCAAACGGCGCAGCGUCGCCGCCCGCCGCCUCCCCGCGCCGCGGCCGGGGCCGCCCCCGCGCGGACGACACUGACUACUUCACUGCCUUCUAUCACAAGGCGCAGGAGAAGAACUACAAUGUUGUCGUACAGAUAUUCCAAUAUUUGGGCAUGCGUGACUUGGCUCACUGCGCGCGAGUUUGCAAGCUAUGGAGGCAACUAGCGUCAACGCCGUGUCUCUGGAGACAUAUAAGGAUGAAAAAUUCACACGUGAGCGACUGGGGAGGGUUGUGUGACGCACUGAAACGACACGGCACAAAGCGGUUGGAUUUACGCAAGAUGCUACUGCCGCAGAACGACACCGUCUUCUGGGAACAAUUCGCGCAACACAUAUCCAAAGUAGACACAUUAGAGAGGAUAGAGAUGUGCCGGUGCCCGGCGGCGGCGGUGGAGGCGGCGUGCGCGGUGAGCGGGCUGCGGGCGCUGUGCGCGCUCGCCAUCAGGGACGCGAGACUCGACCCCGCGCCGCUCGCGCGCCUGCCGCGCCUGCACGAGCUGCGCCUCAAGAGCCUCGCCGGCCUCGCGCUCGCCUCCGACCUGCGCCCGCUCGCGCGCCUCCACCACCUGCGACACCUCUCGCUCACCUCCAUCAAGGAGCUGGGCUGGUGCCUGGUGGACGUGGUGGGUCAGCUGGGCGCGCUGGAGGUGCUGGAGCUGGGCGAGUGCUCGUUCCGCGCGGAGUUCGCGGCGGCGCUGCGGCAGCUCGCGCGGCUCCGGCGGCUGCGGCUCGAGCGCGGCACCGCCGCCUGCGCCGCGCCCGCCAUACUGCGCGCGCUCGCGCACCUGCCGCACCUCUCCGCGCUCGAGCUCGUCAACGUCGACGUCAAGGUCGGCUUCGACGACGCAUUAGCUGAGUGCAAGAACAUCCAGCGUCUCCUCAUCAUACCCACAUACGUGUCACAAUCCGCCACCACCAACAAACAGGUGCUGAGCGGGGUCCUCCGGCUGAAGGACACGCUGACGCACCUGAUGUGGGGGGUGACCAUCGAGCUGCUGCGCGUCACCGAGCUGUUCAUAGACCAGUGCGAGCAGGGCGCCGACACCAAGAAGAAGGACAUCGGAGAGUGCAUCCCCGUGCUCAAGCCGGUGCCCGGCUGCAAGCUGCCCGAGGAACACCACCACGUCGCCGGACCGCCGCAGGUGGAGAUUCUCCCGCUGCCGACGCUCCAGCGGCUGUUGUCGGCGCAGCUGCCGACCACCAAACUGAAACUCCUGCGCAUACCCUUCCACGCCACCUGGCGGCAGUCGCUCGCAGACUUCCAGUAGCGUACCGACCAGUGUGACUUACUAUGUAUGUACACCCGAGACUUUCUGUCCACUGUAUAGAUAUUAAAUUUUAUAACAUUGUGUUAAAGUGCAUUUUACGAAGUAAUUAUUUGGGUUAAAAGAAAUUAUAUUUACAAUAAUACUGUCUAAGUAACGCCUCACCAAUAUGACAUUAUCUGAGAAUAUUAUUGUGAAACAAAUGUUUUCUUAGUGCUAUACUGAAAAAGGGCGAGCGCAAUGGAUCUAUACAGGUCGCAGUGCUACAGGUCUUCGCACCUGACAGUAAGCCAAAAUCUCUAAUAAAAAAAAUGCUAUAUACUUAGAAAUUAAUCUAAAGUAUACAUUAUAAAAGGUAUAUUUACAAUGAUAAUAUGAUUAAAGAGCUC